ACUCCUUUACUGCAGCCAGUUGAGCUGCCUGUAUGAUCACUUUCUGACGUAUUUCCAUCAAUAUGGUUUAAGUUACUAGUUGGGGAAGUAGAUGGGAUAACAGUAAGUCAGCAGGCAAAACAGAAAAUCCGUGAGGAGAAUGGUAAAACCUAAUGGAGCUUGGAGGAGUCUCUUCAGCUAGACCAUGACAUGUGCCCAAAGCCCCAAACUGUAGUAGACACAAUGCAGUUUUGACUACACUUACACACAGAGGAUUGAAUCCACACAGCUUAUGAAUGUUUUUAGACAUUAAACUCAUUGGACAAACACGUUUGUUGCUAGUUGGCUCCAAGCACCCACUCCUUGGGAGGUACUAAUCAAACAAAAAUAUUUAGUUUCCCCUCAGCUAAGAAGAGGGAAACUCUUUGAGAAGGGUAUAGGCAGAAGGCAGGCACGAUGUUCAAAUUCCCCAAAGUCCUUAGCUGGCGAUGUUGCAUCACGAACUUCAAGACAACUGGCCCCAGGGUCACGUAUUCAAUAAGCCCUGAACCAGGGAUGGGGGACCUAAUUCUGCGUCCCAUGGGUCUACCAGUCCUCAAGAUUGAUCCGUGCUGAAUGCUGCAUGAGGCUGGGCUUCAGAGCCCCCCACCAGCAUCUUUUGUUGCCUGGGCAGUUCAGUGAAUGCAAUCACAGCAGAAUGUCCAGCACCUGUGUGGGUGUUAGUAAGGGAGAAGGCUGGAUCCACAAACAAGCAUGUGAGCUCUUCUGGUGCAGAGUGGGGGGAACAUGGCAGAUUAACCUUACAGAACAAGCUGCAAAUCACACCAAACCCCUGUGUGUUUACCUGAAAGGUAUUUCUGUUAUCUUUGUCUUUCAGCCAUGAAAAGAGGGCCCUGCACUGAAGAUAAGGCAACUUUUUGUUUAGUGAGAUCCUUACACCGUUCAUCCAUAGAGGAGCUCUUUGUUCUGAAGGAAUUACACACUGCAGCUGCUUCUUCUCAGGAGCACCCCUGAACCCCUGGUUUAUUGAAGAAUUGCAGAUAUUGCUGAAUACUUUAGAGAUGUGUUGGGAAUCCCUAAGGGACCAACUGGGCUGUCACAACAGAGAGUACUUUGUGAAUCUCAGCAGAAGACUUAUGAUAAUCUUGGCCAUAGCAGUGGCAGCCAAGAGCAUGCACAGGGUAGAAUUUUGGGUACUGAGAAUAUUGUUUGGCAAAAUCCGCUUUUCCUAUAUCCUCUCAGGUGUAUCACUGGGCUAGGUGGAGUUUGGCAGCUUGUUUUGCUAGUCACCCAAAUUCCCCCUUGCAUUGCACUUCAAGAGCUCAUGAACACAUUUUCACUCCCUUGUGUCCCUUGCACCAGUGCUAGAAAUGAAGGUUGAUUCAGGCAUUGCCUUUUCUGUACCCACAUAAUGUAUAAGUGCUAGAUGUGGUUAUAGUCACUUCCCUCUCCUGUACGUUGCACGCUUCCUUGCUAGCCUCAAUGUAGAAGACCCUCUGCCCAAAGCUGAGAGGUGGAAGGUUGAGCAGUUCUGUGUCCUCUGGGUGAUAGGAUGUUUCCUGCUGGGGGUUUGAUCCUGAGCACUGCAGCAUCAUUGCCCCACUUGCUGCUAUCACUGCUCUGCAGCACUGGAGUAUCAGAGCGUUGCUCAUGUUGUAAGCUGUUUUGCAGCCUGCAGCGACAACUAUCUGCUAUUUAUGAUGAACAGGAUUACUGAAAUGCUGUGAGAUAGCAGCCAAAGGACUUGCCAUGCAGGCAGCAGAGCUGUGGUAAAUCAGGCUGUGGAGUUACUCGUGCACUUCCAGAAAAGGAAGGUUACGCUGCUGCAGGAGCAAUGCAUUGCUCCACUGGUGCUGGAACUUCUCUUUGGCAAAAGGAUCACCUGUGUAAUUAGAUGAAGCGAUAAUCGAGUGGGACUCCAGUAUCUGUGGCACAGCUCCUGGGCUUGCAGAACCCGUACUGCUGCUGACUUUUAUUAGUCACUCUCAACAGUGGCUUUUAAUGCAGCCAGGGGUAAAAAAUGACCCUCAACAACGUUACCAUGCGUCGCAACCACAACAGCAGCCUGCAGCAGCAGCAGCAGCGAUGGAGCAUUCCUGCUGAUGGAAAGAAUCUGCUGGUCCAUAAAGACUCUAACGAGUACAACCCGCAGAAGCGAUACACCAUCAGUCCUGAUGAAUAUUACAGAAGGAGCUGGUCCUCGGAGUCAUCUGACUCUGUCAUCUCCUCUGAGUCUGGCAGCAAUUGCUACCGGGUGGUGCUGAUUGGGGAGCACGGCGUAGGCAAGUCCUCGCUGGCCAACAUCUUUGCAGGGGUGCAUGACAGCAUCGACAGUGACUGUGAGGUGUUGGGAGAAGACACAUAUGAAAGAACGCUGAUGGUGGAUGGGGAAAGUGCAACCAUUAUACUGCUUGACAUGUGGGAUAAUAAGCGUGAGGGAGAAUGGAUUCGAGACCAUUGCAUGCAAGUGGGAGACGCAUACUUGAUUGUCUACUCCAUCACAGACAGAGCAAGCUUCGAGAAGGCCUCUGAACUCAGAAUACAGCUCCGCAGGGCACGGCAGAAGGAAGAUAUCCCCAUUAUUUUGGUUGGCAACAAAAGUGACCUUGUCAGGUGCCGCGAAGUUUCUGUGGCAGAGGGGCGGGCCUGCGCCGUUGUGUUUGACUGCAAGUUCAUCGAGACCUCAGCAGCCGUGCAGCACAAUGUGAAAGAGCUGUUUGAAGGCAUCGUGCGGCAAGUGCGGCUCCGCAGGGACAGCAAGGAGAAGAACGAGAAGCGGCUGGCGUACCAGAAACGGAGGGAGAGCAUCCCCAAGAAAGCCAGGCGGUUCUGGGGCAAAAUAGUUGCCAAGAACAACAAGAACAUGGCCUUCAAACUCAAGUCCAAGUCUUGCCAUGACCUAUCGGUGCUUUAAGAACGUUGGACUCUGCCAGAGCUUGUGGCAUUUUGUGGACAGUAUCUAACUAUGUCGUGGGACAAUCAAUCAAUCUAUAUUAGAUUGGGCUAUCAAAGUGACUUAGGUUCACAGUUGUGAUUAUGAUUAUACGUGCUGGCAUAAGAACAGCACAGUGCAUGGAAAUAUCUCUCUUCUUUUUUUUUUUUUUUUUUGUCAGUAGUUUUAGAAGAAAAGUAUAGACCAGAAUGACCCAAACUUUAUGCUGGGAGGUGUUCUGGAAUAUACCUGCUCUUUCUCUUCUCAUCUUUGGAUAAUAGUGUAAGAACUUCAAACAGUAAUGACUUGGGAAGUGAAUACUACACUCUUUACUCUUUCUUCUUGUUAUUAUUAUUUCUUUUUUAAAACUGUGUAAAGAACUGAGGAAUUGACUGGGGAUUGGUCCUUUGCCAGUUGGCUGGUCAGGCUUGAGCACCCACCACCGAAAAACCUGCAUUGUUGUAGAAUAGCCACCAAGACACUAUUUUUUAUUUUUUUUUAAUGUCAAGGAUUGGUUUUAAUGAGUUUACACAUCUCUUACUUUGAAAAUAUUUAAAGCAAAAACCCUAUAAUCAAACAAAUUUUUCUCUCCUAUUUUCAUAUUAUGGGACUGUUUAAAAAUCAUAAUAAAACUAAAAUUAAAGUGCAAGUUGUAUCAAAGCGCAUCAAGUGCAGGAUGCCACACCUUUAUAAAUCACUUUUGAGCUUUUCUAUGAAACCACAUGGACUUCUUGUAUCCAGCCUUGGCCUUUCUCUAUGCCAGAGUUAUGCUGUAUUUAUUGUUGUGCAAAAUAACAAGCAUUUUAAUGUUGAGGGGAAAUGUAUUUAUUACCAAGUUUCUUAAAAGAAUAAUGUUAAUUUUAUUACUGUUUUCUAUCUAAUAUCUUUUUUCAGAUAUGCAAGUUUUUACUUACAUGCCUUGUAAUAAAAGAAAUAAAAUAUACACCUGUUUUUGA
Messenger RNA from Strigops habroptila (Kakapo), 3867 nucleotides. It is a transcript of the gene GEM, whose product is annotated as GTP binding protein overexpressed in skeletal muscle. The record is from RefSeq and is a predicted model, not a curated record. Gene Ontology annotation, cellular component: plasma membrane. Bases 2000 to 2893 code for a protein of 297 amino acids. Gene Ontology annotation, biological process: negative regulation of high voltage-gated calcium channel activity. Lineage: Eukaryota; Metazoa; Chordata; Aves; Psittaciformes; Psittacidae. The transcript is spliced from 7 exons. Gene Ontology annotation, molecular function: GTPase activity; GTP binding; calcium channel regulator activity.